This is a messenger RNA of Coregonus clupeaformis (lake whitefish), 1497 nucleotides long. RefSeq names its product annexin A5. Gene Ontology annotation, molecular function: calcium-dependent phospholipid binding; calcium ion binding. The record is from RefSeq and is a predicted model, not a curated record. Gene Ontology annotation, biological process: negative regulation of coagulation. Gene Ontology annotation, cellular component: cytoplasm. Bases 199 to 1152 code for a protein of 317 amino acids. Lineage: Eukaryota; Metazoa; Chordata; Actinopteri; Salmoniformes; Salmonidae. The transcript is spliced from 13 exons.
AGAGGCGUUGAACACGACCUGGUUAGUCAUACCAGGGUGUGGCCUCGAUUCACUCGCAGCGGACCAGUUUUUCCACUCUUUCUGCUGGUUCCUCUCGCUCGGUCUCCCUCUCUUCACAGCGAGCUCCGGUGCAGACUCGACCUCCUCCGACAGAACGAUCUUUCUUCAAAUCAAACCAACUAUCAACGGUCUGUCAGAAUGGCUGGUCGAGGCAGUGUGAGAGCCAGUGGAAACUUCAACGCCAACCAAGAUGCAGAGACACUCUACAAGGCCAUGAAGGGACUGGGAACUGAUGAAGAUUCCAUCAUGAAGUUGUUGACGUCUCGUAGCAACAGCCAGAGACAGCAGAUCAAAGCUGCAUACAAGACCCUGCACGGCAAGGACCUGGUAGGUGAUCUGCAGGGUGAACUGGGGGGAAAGUUUGAGACUCUGGUGGUGGCUCUGAUGACUCCGCCCAUCCUCUACGAUGUGACAUCACUACGGAACGCCAUCAAGGGGGCGGGGACUGAAGAGAAGGUGCUGAUUGAGAUCCUGUCUUCUAGAACGGCCCAGCAGAUUAAGGACAUCACUGCUGCCUACCGCCAGGAGUAUGAUGCGGACCUGGAGGAGGAUGUAACUGGAGACACAUCAGGUCACUUCAGGAGACUGCUGGUCAUCCUGCUACAGGCCAGCAGGCAGCAGGGAGUACAGGAGGGGAACAUAGAGACUGAUGCACAGACUUUGUUCUCAGCAGGAGAGAAGAAGUUUGGGACAGAUGAAGAACAGUUCAUCACCAUCCUGGGGAACAGGAGCGCUGAACACCUGAGGAGAGUGUUUGCUGCGUACAUGAAGCUGGCGGGGUAUGAGAUGGAAGAGAGUGUUCAGAGAGAGACUUCUGGAGGACUGAGAGACCUGCUGCUGGCCGUGGUAAAGUGUGCUAGAAGCGUCCCAGCCUACUUUGCAGAGACUCUGAACUAUUCAAUGAUGGGCGGUGGAACUGACGACCAGACCUUGAUCAGAGUGAUGGUGAGUCGUAGUGAAGUGGACAUGUUGGAUAUCAGAGCUGACUACAGACGCCUCUACGCCAAGUCUCUGUACUCUGCUAUACAGGGUGAUACUUCUGGUGACCACCGUAAGGCCCUCCUCCUGCUCUGUGGUGGCGAUGAUGCGUAACCAUGGCGGUGAUCCCUGAAGGGGCGGUACCCGGAGAGACCUUCGCUCUGACUGGCCCCUCUAGCGGUCAAUCACUCUCUGAGUCCCGUGUCAGCCAAUAGGAGAGCUCUGCUGGCCCCAGUGCAGCCCUGUGAUAGGUUAUGAGUGAUAAGACUUUAACCCUGUGUGUUUCUGUCAGGUAGCUAACAUCCUUCCAGCUUUACUCUGCUUCAUAUCUACAUCAUUAAAGUCAUAUUAAUGCCAGAAGUCAUUUUAUAUAUAUCAGUAAUGUAACAACCAAAGACUGUUUUAAUGUUUUACUGUUUGUAAGGCAACAGUGAAGACGUAAUAAAGAUUUUAAUAGCA